Molecule: messenger RNA, 2254 nt
Organism: Neodiprion fabricii
Lineage: Eukaryota; Metazoa; Arthropoda; Insecta; Hymenoptera; Diprionidae
Product: acyl-CoA Delta-9 desaturase-like
Exons: 7
Coding region: 303-1370 (355 amino acids)
Biological process (GO): unsaturated fatty acid biosynthetic process
Cellular component (GO): endoplasmic reticulum membrane
Molecular function (GO): stearoyl-CoA 9-desaturase activity; iron ion binding
Source: RefSeq, a predicted model, not a curated record
CAAGUUGUCGAAGAUGACGAGCUGGUCCAGGGAUCUCCACCUCGCGUACUCCACCAUUAGCUGGAGGCCAAGAGGCGAUGGCGAAACGCACUGAGACGUAGCUCUUGCAACGCUGAACACCAACAAGAGUGCCAGCAAGCAUCAGAAGUCCACGAACUCUUCGUGCGACACCUGAACGCAGCCAAACGAAGUCCGCCUCGUACUUUCUUGUUGAAAGGGUAAAACUAACGCCAGUUUGUGACAAGCCCGGGUUACGUUUGGUCGAAGCAACAGUACCGGAUAUCAAGUCGAACUGGGAAAUAAUGCCGCCAAAUAUUGUGAACGAUUCAACUGCCUUGGGGGUGGAGUUUCAAAGGGUGGCAGGAUGCAAACAAGACAAUAUCGUGAUUGCGAAAAAAAAUCCGGCCAUUAAUAAGAACCCUAAGAAAUCGUCCGAGGGACCGUUUGGGUUUGAAACAACUCUGAUCUGGCCGAAUAUCGUCAGCAUCGCCGUGUUGCAUUUAAUCGGGAUGUACAUGGCCUACACAAUUCCAUUUCAAUGCAGAAAACUUACUUUAUUUUGGGGACUUUUAAUCGGGAUGUCGAGUGGAUUUGGAGUGACCGGUGGCGUUCAUCGUCUCUGGAGUCAUCGUUCCUACAAAGCAAAGUGGCCUCUUCGUGUCAUCCUUAUAAUAUGCUAUUCCAUCGCUGGUCAGAAUACGAUUUACGACUGGGUGCGUGACCAUCGGGUCCACCACAAAUACACGGAAACUGACGCAGAUCCACAUAAUAGUAACAGAGGGUUCUUCUUCGCUCAUGUGGGGUGGCUUAUGAUGAGAAAACAUCCGGAAGUGAUACGUCGAGGGCGUCAAGUAGAUAUGACCGACGUUCUUUCCGAUCCGAUAGUCCAAUUUCACCAGAGGUAUUUUUGGCAAAUGAAGCUCCUGUUCUGUUUCGUUAUUCCGAUAGUGGUGCCGGUCUAUUUUUGGAAUGAGACCUGGUACAUCUCCAUAAUGAGCCAGAUCUUCAUACGCUACAUAGCGGGUCUUAAUUUUACCUGGUUGGUAAACAGUGCAGCUCAUAUGUGGGGAACAAAGCCUUACGACAGCGGCAUAUCGCCGGUGGAAAAUUUGAGUGUAGCCAUAGUGGCAAUGGGAGAAGGGUGGCAUAACUACCAUCACGUGUUUCCAUGGGAUUACAAGGCGGCCGAACUCGGCAAUUACACUUUCAACGUGACGACUUUCCUUAUCGACAUGUUCGCCAAAAUUGGAUGGGCCUACGACCUUAAGCAGCCCUCAGCUGCGCUUGUGAGGAAAGUCGCAGAAAAGCACGGGGACGGUUCGCACCACGCAUGGCGCGAGGCUCCCGAACCGGAAGAGCAGUGGAAAUAAAAAACGCUCGGAUUUUUAUCUUGUUACAGAUUUGGAUUUUUGCACUACGUUGAAGUCCCAGGCAGGCACUUAAUUCGGCGCAAUAAUCAAGUAAAAAAGGAUGAAAGUUAGUACUUUUUAGUUGCAAAUCCGAGAACUUGAUCCAAGGGUAAUUCGGUGACGCUGAAUGGAAUGGUUAUGAUAAUUUUGCAAUCGAGCCUCGAGAUCGUUAUAAAAAAAAGGGGUUAAACCGUUUUAUUCGUGACCUAAUAACUUUAUCAAAAAAAUAUGUUAAGCGUGUAUUUGUACCUUCAAAAGUAAGGGAGGGAAAAAACGAAAAACCAUUUAUAUUGGUGGGGGGAUUUUAAAAAGUGGAAUAAUAUUAAAUUUGUAUAUAUGUCGGAUUCUUUGGUUGCAUAUCGCUUUAGUAAGAGUUCAAUCCAGCGUCACCGAAUUUACCCUCAAAUCAAGUUUUCGCAUUCAUACCUAAAAAGUAUCACGUUUUGAUUUUUUUCUCGGCCUACAAACAGUAGGUUGUUGAACUUGCAGCGCAGAAUCUGUUUAAAUUUGUUGUGUAUUUAUUUUCGAUCGGCGCUGAUACAGAUAAGAAUAACGACAUCAAAAUUCUAGAGAUUACGUCGGUAAUUAUCGUGUAUAUCGUUAUAUUCACUUGGCGAUACUGAUAUAUUCUGUUACUGUUAUUUUUAUAUCUAUUUUCCCAUGGGUAAAACUAUUGCUAGUCAUAAAUGCGCGUAUUAUGAUACGCGAAAAUUGAACUUACAAGUACAUACAUGGAUCGAAUGUGCUAACGCUCCAACAUUGUCAUGGUAUGUACGGAAUCGCAUCUAAUUGUUAAUUCAUAAGUUAUAAAAGUAUGGAAAUAAAAAAAUACCACAUUCCUGCAA